AUUUUCGACUGCCUUUCUACUAAUAUUACAAAUGAUACCGUAGAUUGUAUUAUCCCACCGCUGAUGACACCUUUACACUGUGCAUGAUGUCAAAGCUUCGUGCAUAGACUAUACGCUCAGGGAGGUGUCACAAACUCACUGCAUUCUAACUCUGUUUUAUUUUUGUAGAUACUUAAAUGAAUGUUAAGCAUUCUAAGAAUGUAUUCCAAAUAUUUUAUUUUUUCUUUCCACUUGUAUUAUUGCUUCUAUAAAACGCUUUGGCACAUUUUCGUUAUUUGUCACAAUGUAACUAACGAUUACCCUGUCAACACGCGCGGAAUAAACAUGGCCGUCAUACUUGCACGUUGUAGAGCGAUCUCUGAUGUUUUCAUGAAGCAUUUGGCAUUAACCACACAUGGACCAUUUCAGGAUGCACGAUGCUUCAUCAGCAUGUCUCAGUCUAUCCAAUCUCCUGAUGCUCCCAAACAACCACCUGGCGCAUUUGUGAAGUUUAUGCUAGAGAAGUAUUCAGAAAUUCAAAAGAAUAACCCAGGUGCCACUAUAUUUAAAAUAAGCAAGGUUGCAAGUCAGCUAUGGCGUGAGCUAGACCCAGAGGAGCGAAAUGCAUACAACUUACAUGCACAAGAGGAAUAUCAGGACUACAAACAGAAGUAUUUGGUGUUUUUAGAUGGACUCAGUGAGCAAGAAAAAGCUCAGCUUCAUAAUGAUAAACGUGCAAAAAGGGCACAUCGAGAAAGAUUGAAAGAAAAACAAGAGUUUCGCAGUCUAGGAAGGCCAAAGAAACCACCAAACGCAUUCAUGCUGUUUGUGAGAUCUUCUCGGCUUGAUCAGGGGGAUGCAUCUGUAAUUCAAUUUAGUAAACGUCUUGCAGACUACUGGCACAAUAUUCCCAAAGAGGAGAAAGAGAUAUAUGAGGAAGAUGCCAAGGUUAGAAGAGAACAGUACUUCAAGGAAUUAGAAGAGUGGGAGAAGAAAAUGAUAGAAAUGGGACGUAAAGAUGUUGUUCGCAAAAAAUCUCUUGCCAAAUUUGAAAGAACUUCUGUUUCCUAAGUAGCAAAGAAAUCCUUCCCAUCAGCCAAAAGACAGAAGACAAUCUCGGUAUCGCCAGCUUCCAGAAGGAAAGUCACAAAGAAGUCACACUUUUCACAAGAAUAACAGAUUCUUGAAAUGUUCUGAUGCAUUUGUUUCAUGCAAAUGUCCUAUUCUCUUCGUGUAGACCUCUUUGACAGAUGUGUUUGCUUUCCAGUGAAGGAAUUUGGAUAAAGUGUCUGAGUAUCACCAGCAUCCAGAAGGAAAGUCACAAAAAAGCCACACAUUUUAGGAGAAUCAGAAGCUGAUUCCUGAUAUAUUUUGAUAUCUUUGUGUCAUGUGGGGUUUUUUCCAUUAAAGGAAUUUGGGUAAUUUUACAAGCUCUAAAAAACAUUAAAAUGUAUUUUGGCAAACAUCAUAAACAAGGAGAGGGAAAUUGAGUGAUUCAUUAGUGCAUAUGUGUGUGUGUGCAGGUGAAUUUGCUUGCACGCACUUAGUGUGAACUGGGUCUUUUUAUAUGAUGAUGAUCAAGUGUGUAGUGUGUCACUGAAAGGUAGAAAUGUGUGUGAAAAAAAAUAAAGGACUUUUGAUGGC
Pomacea canaliculata is the source of this 1623-nucleotide messenger RNA. RefSeq names its product transcription factor A, mitochondrial-like. Gene Ontology annotation, molecular function: transcription cis-regulatory region binding. Lineage: Eukaryota; Metazoa; Mollusca; Gastropoda; Architaenioglossa; Ampullariidae. The transcript has 7 exons. The record is from RefSeq and is a predicted model, not a curated record. Bases 181 to 1050 code for a protein of 289 amino acids.